AUGACGAGCGACGAUCAGUUCUUCCUUGACUACCUCGCGUCGAUACCGCAUGACGUAAGGCGAUACUCGCUUCAGGUCGCCGACUCGAUCGAUCGCCAGGUCGACUGGGCAGCAGCCACAAUCCGAGAAACCCUUGCACAGCAAUCAUGGCUUCCUCCAUCCGUUCGACCGUCGUUACGCACCCAGGAUAUGCGCUCGCCGCCGCGUGGGUUGACUGAUCGGGUCCACGAUUGGAUGACUCGGCAUCGUGCGUUGACCGCAGCUAUCGUUGCGUUCGUUGGUACUGGAUGUGUCUUGUUGUAUGGAAACAAAAGGUUGAAUAGCAAGCGGAGGAAGGCUAGGAAAGCGGGUAAUGGGUCGCGGAAGGAGAUCGUUGUGGUUGCCGGAUCACCGCAUGAACCGAUGACACGAGCUAUUGCUGCUGAUCUGGAGCGCCGGGGAUACAUUGUAUAUGUGACUGUAUCGUCUGCGGAGGAGGAACACAUCGUUCAGUCCGAGCACCGGGCAGAUAUCAAAGCUUUGUGGCUGGAUUUGACAACGACCUCUUCCAAUCAAUCCGAACUCCACCCCUCGCUCCACGAGCUUCGCGCUCUGAUCACACAGCCUCAGUCUCCCCUCCCGGGGAUGCCCCCGCACACCUGUCAACUGAGCGGUGUCAUCAUCGUCCCAUCACCAAACUUCGCUGCCGGCCCCGUCGCUACCAUCCCAGCCUCAUCAUGGGCCGACACCGUCAACACCCGUCUCCUCUCUCCCAUUCUCACCGCACAGGUCUUCCUGCCUCUGUUGACCCUCCGCAGCAACAGCAGCGCUCUCAUCUUCGCCUACCCAUCCAUCUCAUCAUCUCUUUCCGCACCCUUUGCCGGGCCCGAAGUCACCACGACGCGGGCUAUUUCAGGCUUCGCGACCUCCCUCCGCCAAGAACUCCGUCUUCUCGAGAACGGGAAUGUCGAUGUUGUCGAGCUCCGGCUUGGAAACAUUGAUCUGGGCCCGUCUUACCGAAAUGCGCAGAACCACAUCCCUGGCACGGAAGUCCUGGCGUGGAGUGUGCAACAGCGGGCGCUGUACGGCUCCCAGUAUUUGAACAGCGUUGAGCAGCGACCCGUUGCUUCCGCGGGACCUGCUGCGAUUCGUGGUUCCCCUGCGCGAGUUCUUCAUCACGCUGUGCUGGAUGCCCUGGAACCGGCGACUCGUAACAUCUUCGGACGUCGUGCGCAUAAAAAGCCUAUCCUGUAUGUAGGCCGAGGUGCGAGGUCUUACAGCCUGAUCGGCGACUGGAUGCCCAGUGGGUUGGUGGGCUUGAUGAUGGGCUACCGCAGCGGACAGACCGUGGGAGCGGGCAGCCCCAGCAGCGGCAGUGAGAACAGCUGGGAGCGUGUCUAA
This is a messenger RNA of Penicillium cataractarum, 1380 nucleotides long. RefSeq names its product DUF1776 domain-containing protein. The transcript is spliced from 4 exons. The record is from RefSeq and is a predicted model, not a curated record. Bases 1 to 1380 code for a protein of 459 amino acids. Lineage: Eukaryota; Fungi; Ascomycota; Eurotiomycetes; Eurotiales; Aspergillaceae.